CAUUACAUUGUUGUGUGCACACAACCCACUCCUCUGCACACUUGCAAGACUUGUUGUGAUUUUCUUACACGUUUGUCUGGAGUCGUCCAUCUAGCACAAGCUGACAGAACUGAGGUUUGAGGAAACAUGAAGAGCUGCUUGUCUUUGUUGGUCUGUGUGGCAGCUCUGACUGCAUGGCACGUCACUGCAGAUGCCAAGGAGUUAUCCAUCACCACCAUACAGGAGGACCCAUACACAAUGAGCAAAGGCCCCGGGCUGGAGGGAUACUGCAUCGACAUGAUCUCCGAGCUCUCAAAGAAAAUGGGCUUCAAGUACAAAGUUCAUUUGGUGAAGGACAGCCGCUACGGAGCCAUGGACUCCAACGGGAACUGGAACGGCAUGAUCGGAGAGGUCAUCAGAGGGGAAGCAGACCUGGCUGUGGCCCCGCUCACCCUCACAGCGAUCAGAGAGCAGUUUGUGGACAUGACCACGCCCUUCAUGCAGACUGGGAUCGGCUUCAUCCUGCGCAAAGACGUGGCCUCGCAGGGGAGCGGCUUCAGCCUGCUGUCACCUUUCUCCACCGACAUGUGGGCCGGGGUCCUCAUCGCCUUCCUGCUCACAGGGGUCUGCAUGUUCCUGAUGGGCAGGAUCAGCCCCUCUGAAUGGUCAGAGCCAGACAAAGAGCAGCACAGCUUCACUCUGCUGCAUAGCUUCUGGUACAUCACAGGAGCUCUGACUCUGCAAGGUGCCGGUCCUCACCCUAAAGCUCUGUCUGGACGACUCGUCAGCGCCUUCUGGUGGUUGUUUGCAAUACUGCUGUUGGCCUGCUACUUUGGCAACUUCAACUCUAUGUUGCACUCAAAUGAGAAGCACGUUUCCAUCAAGACCUUUGAGGACCUGGCCAACCAGGAUGUGAUCAAGUAUGGCACUGUGGAUGGCGGGUCCACCAAGGCGUUCUUUAAGUAUUCAAACAACCCUGUGUACCGGCGGUUAUACGAGACUAUGGAGCGUAAGAAGAGCUUCGUGCCCAACAUGGGGGAGGGGGUCCGCCGGGCUCAGGAGGAAAACUUUGCUUUCAUCGGUGAAGCCGUGUCUCUGGACCUGGCUGUGGCUCGGUACUGUUCACUGAUCCGUGCACAGGAAGUCAUCGCCAUGAGAGCGUACUCCAUUGCUGCACCUCUGGGUUCCCCUCUUGUUAAAAACCUGACCAAUGCCAUUCUGCAGCUCAGCGAGUCCGGGGAGCUGACCUACCUGCGUGACAAGUGGUGGGCCAGCAGCUGUUUGGGUACAGACAGCACCCCUGCCUCUGAGGCCCUGCACUCCAAAGACCUGAGGGGCCUCUUCCUCAUGCUGGGUCUGGGACUGGCUGUCGGGCUCCUGCUGGCCCUGUUGGAGCUCCUCUCCAAGGCUCGCAACCAGGCCAAGGAUGGCAAAAAAUCGUGUUGCUCGGUGUUGACAUCAGAGUUGAGCCAGAGAUUUGGCAGAGGAGGGGAGAGCACAGAGGGGGACAGCUCGGACAAAAGCAAAGCCUAAAGUGGAAGUUUACAUGUUAGCCUGAGCCCUGCUUCAUAAGACACACCGGCUCUUUGUUUGUGUAGCUAGCAGAAUGUAUAGUCAUCGUUCAGGCUGCUCUGUACUCGCUUAGUGAACAUUAACUCGCAGCUGCAGAGUAUUUAGCACAGAUCAAAAGGAAAUAGAGCUAGCAGAUAUUAAUCACUUUGAUAGCUAGCUUGCUGCUCAGUUCAGUUUUUAUUAUGAGACAUUCACAUCACACCCUCUCACUAAUGUUCCUACUGUAUAUUUCAUCCUGAACUGUCAUCAUUUUGUAACUGUUUCUAUUGGCUCUGAAUAAAGCCUGUUUUCUCCCCGA
This is a messenger RNA of Notolabrus celidotus (New Zealand spotty), 1849 nucleotides long. RefSeq lists its product as uncharacterized. Gene Ontology annotation, biological process: modulation of chemical synaptic transmission; monoatomic ion transport; synaptic transmission, glutamatergic. NCBI's taxonomy places the organism in Eukaryota, Metazoa, Chordata, Actinopteri, Labriformes, Labridae. Gene Ontology annotation, molecular function: AMPA glutamate receptor activity; transmitter-gated monoatomic ion channel activity involved in regulation of postsynaptic membrane potential. The record is from RefSeq and is a predicted model, not a curated record. The coding region runs from base 127 to 1512 and encodes 461 amino acids. Gene Ontology annotation, cellular component: dendritic spine; postsynaptic membrane; plasma membrane. The transcript has 10 exons.